Penicillium cataractarum is the source of this 645-nucleotide messenger RNA. RefSeq lists its product as uncharacterized. The transcript has 4 exons. Lineage: Eukaryota; Fungi; Ascomycota; Eurotiomycetes; Eurotiales; Aspergillaceae. The record is from RefSeq and is a predicted model, not a curated record. Bases 1 to 645 code for a protein of 214 amino acids.
AUGUUCGAUGGCUCCAGAGACGCAUAUUGGAUGAAGCUCGCCUCGUCGUGCGAGCAGAAAUCGUUGCGGCUCGCCAAAAUCCACCGCAACGUGCACAAGCUGCCCAACAAGCUGCCGCAGCAGCUCCCAAUGCACAGGCAUGCGGGCACCCCGAGAGAUGGCCGCUUAUUGAAGGGGAGCACAUCCGUGAAAUCUGCAACACCACCAUGGAGUUCAUUCUGGAAUGUCCAGAUUCUAGACUCUGUGCAUGUGUUCGGUGCAGACGAAACAGUCUUCGAUCGAUCGCUUUCCGAAGCUGGCUUUGUCAUUACUGAAGGCAUCAAGGCGCCCGAUUUGGGAGAUAAGUGGCUUCUUCUGACUCUUCGUAUUGGUUACUCGAACACCACUUCCACCCGGUUCCUCUCUGACGGUCUCCUCUCUGACGGUCUCCUCUCUGACGGUCUCCUCUCUGACGGUCCUAUCAUUCCUGAAGGAUCGCCACUUGGCUUUGGUUUGGAUGUGGCCGACUCCAAGGACUCUGUCACUAUUGAGGACUCCCGCCCGUCCAAUCCCCUUGAGACUGAACAUUGUUUUGGUCUGUCUCAACGCAAUGAACUCGAUCGAUAUGGAGGCUUUUGUUAUUGUGAUUUUGUGGCCCUAAUGUGA